GCUCAAUACAACAAACUCAACAGACGUAUUUUCACGUCAUAACAGCUCAAAAGAGGUGAUUAUCGACGAGGGAAACAGUAGUGAUGCUAUACUUGCACCAGUGAAACGACGAAAGAAUGUCACCGAAUUCGAGUUAAUCAUCGAUGCAGUCCCACUCAAGUACAUGUAUGUAUAUGUUGGUAUACUUUAUCUGAGUGUUAUAAUUAUGAUUGUGGUACUGGAUGGUGCGCUACCACGAUUAUACGGUGAAACUGUUGUGAUUACAUCAGCACGAAAUACGGAUACGUUUUGUUCGGCCUCUGAAGAACCGAGACCACUGGUACAUAACAUACCACCUGAAUACGAUUCAUUACGGUCAUCACCGAUACUUCCAUUACAUAAUAAUGGAUAA
Messenger RNA from Loa loa (African eye worm), 391 nucleotides. RefSeq lists its product as hypothetical. The record is from RefSeq and is a predicted model, not a curated record. Bases 164 to 391 code for a protein of 75 amino acids. Lineage: Eukaryota; Metazoa; Nematoda; Chromadorea; Rhabditida; Onchocercidae. The transcript has 3 exons.